ACUUUAUUGGUGGUAAAUGGGUUCCUUCUGUCGAGGUCAACACUGUGACAACGUGUCCCCUGUGAAUGGAAAAAUAUUCUGCAAAAGUGCAACUACCGAAGAAAAUGAACUGGACUUGAAUGUUGCCCACGCUGCAAAGGACAAGUUUGAUGCAACAACUUUUGAGAACAGAAAGCAAAAAAAAUACGAUUGCCUAUCAUGUUGUGGGAGUCAUCAUUCCUUGGAAUUUUCCCAUAUUAAUGGCUAUUUAAAGUUAUCUCCAGCACUUGCCGGAGCCAACUGCAUCAUUAUUAAACCAACAGAACAAACUCCAGCUUCUAUUAUAGUGCUGAUGGAAGUAUGGGUCAAUAUUGUAGCACAGGGUGUUAUCAACGCUGUUACUGGUUAUGGGCCUGAAACAGGAAAACUUUAGCAUGCAGUCCUCGAAUUGCAAAAAUAGCAUUUACGAUUGAGAC
This is a messenger RNA of Galdieria sulphuraria, 455 nucleotides long. Its product is annotated as aldehyde dehydrogenase (NAD) family protein. The coding region runs from base 17 to 412 and encodes 131 amino acids. Lineage: Eukaryota; Rhodophyta; Bangiophyceae; Galdieriales; Galdieriaceae. The transcript is spliced from 2 exons. The record is from RefSeq and is a predicted model, not a curated record. Gene Ontology annotation, molecular function: oxidoreductase activity.